ACUCACAACAGCCACCGAAUCAGCACUACCAGCGUCAUGCCGGAACAACGCUCGAACGAGUCGAAACAUGGGCGGUAGUAGGCGCAGAACACCGGCAUAAGAGGCUCCCUGACAAUUUAUCCGUCGGGUUUCCAAUGUGCCCAUCCACGCCUGUGCUGGCUCCAUAGUUAGACGGCAUUCGCAACUCCCCGCUCGCCAUCACAUCCUUUGACUCCCAGCAUGCGUCCGUAUUCUCCUUGACUGAAUAUUUUGGAUUAUCAUACCAUCAUUGUGAUACACCAUGCCUUCUCAGCUUGAAGACCUUCGCAAGGCGAGCAAGAUCAGCUGUGACACACUUGACGUCCAAGUGGCCAAAGAGCUCGGUCCCUUCGUGGAUGUCACUUCCAAUCAGGCUAUCGCUGCAGGGGAGCUCGCUCGCACUGCGCCUGAUGGUACCCUCAUUCACGAACAGCUUAUCCGGCAAUCUGCUCGGGAUGCUCUCGCAUGGCUGCCCUCGGCUGUUCCUGGAGGCGACCCGGUGACAUUCGCGGUCGAGAUCAUGAUGGUUCGGCUCUCCAUUCAAUUCGCACCCUAUGUAACGGGGUUCCUACACAUCCAAACGAACCCAUAUUGGGCGUACUCGACCAAGAAAACGUACAGAAACGCAAGACGCAUUGUUGACAUCUUUUCCCGGGUCGAUCCGACGUUCGAUACAAAGAGGGUUUGUGUCAAGAUUCCUGGCACCUUCGAAGGUAUUGGGGCCUGUCACAUCCUUGAGAACGAUGAUAUUCCAGCGAACCGUGUCGCAACCCUGGCCACCACCCUCUUCUGCAUGGAACAGGCUGUUUUGGCCGCCAAUGCGCGCUGCACCUACAUUGCCCCCUACGUCAACGAACUCAAGGUCCAUUUUGAGCCUGGCUAUGUUGAUCAAAACAAGGCUUUCGAUUUCACGCGCCAAGCACAGCAUCACUAUGCCGAAACCUCAGCGCGAACGCAGGUCCUUGCAGCUAGCUUGACGUCCACAGCGGAGGUCUUGCAGUUGGCCGGCAUUCACCACAUUACCGUGUCACCGCCCCUCCUCCGUGGACUUUCAGACAGCUCACUUCCAAGUGAGCAUGGUAAGCUUGGUGCCUACUUUGCAGCUGAGCCGGAAUCAAAGUUCGACAGGAAAGCAUUCGACGCUACAUAUAGGGGAAGGGAAAGUGCAUAUCGUAUUUUGUUCACCAGGAGUGGGCAUGGAUCGGCCGAAGUGAAGCUCAACCAAGCCAUCAAUAUUUUUUGCGACAAGCAGGAUGAACUCGAAGAGGUUGCUCGUCGGGCUCUAGAGGAAGCCAUGGCGAAGUAGAAACAAUGUUUUUGCGAGGGUCGAUAAUUCGAUAUCCAAUCCGCGUUU
This is a messenger RNA of Verticillium dahliae VdLs.17, 1372 nucleotides long. RefSeq lists its product as uncharacterized. Gene Ontology annotation, cellular component: intracellular anatomical structure. NCBI's taxonomy places the organism in Eukaryota, Fungi, Ascomycota, Sordariomycetes, Glomerellales, Plectosphaerellaceae. Gene Ontology annotation, molecular function: transaldolase activity. The record is from RefSeq and is a predicted model, not a curated record. The coding region runs from base 281 to 1324 and encodes 347 amino acids. Gene Ontology annotation, biological process: carbohydrate metabolic process; pentose-phosphate shunt, non-oxidative branch. The transcript is spliced from 6 exons.